This is a messenger RNA of Penicillium chermesinum, 546 nucleotides long. Its product is annotated as putative extracellular thaumatin domain protein. Bases 1 to 546 code for a protein of 181 amino acids. The record is from RefSeq and is a predicted model, not a curated record. The transcript has a single exon. NCBI's taxonomy places the organism in Eukaryota, Fungi, Ascomycota, Eurotiomycetes, Eurotiales, Aspergillaceae.
AUGAUGUUCACCAAGACUUUCGGCCUGGCUGCCGUCUUCGCCACCAUGGCCUCUGCCCUUCCUUCUGGCGUGAUCCGCCGCGGCGGCCCUGCUCCUCCGAGUGGCUCCGUCCUGAUCACCAACAACUUGAACCAGGAUGUGUACGCUUGGUCGGUUGCUGAUACCGCCGGCCCCAUGCAAACCCUGUCUGCCAACGGCGGCACCUACACGGAGGCCUGGCGCGCCAACCCCAACGGUGGUGGUGUCUCCAUCAAGCUGGCCACCGACCCCAACCAGUCCGAUGUGCUUCAGUUCGAGUACACCGAGAGCACCGACACCAUCUUCUGGGAUCUGUCUUGCAUCAACAUGGGCACUGGCUCCGAGUUCACCAAGUACGGCUUCUCCGUCUUGCCUUCCGACUCUGGCUCCGAUUCCAAGUCUUGCCCUUCUGCUGUCUGCAAGGCCGGCGACUCUGCCUGCGCCGCUGCCUACCUUCAGCCCACGGAUGACCACGCUACCCAUGGGUGCCCCAUCGAUACUGGCCUGGCUCUGACCAUCGGCCAGUAA